AUGUGUGAGUUUGUGUUGUACGGCCUUCCGCUGGUGAUCCGCCCAACCACCUGCUGGCAGCUGGACUGGGAUGAAAUGGAGAACAACCAGAACUUGUUCCAUGCCCUCUGCCACACACUCAGGAGUCGUGACCUGUUCCUGCUGCUGCAGGUGGAGCCGGCUCAGAAGUCUGCAGCUGGAGCCUCAGGUGUGUAUUCCCACUACAUCCUCCAGCCAUCUUCAUCUCUGUCCCUGCUGCUGAAGCCUGUGGUCUCCAGAGAGUUGCUGCUGCCGUGCUCACAGCUGGUCUCGGCUCAGGACCCUGCACAUCACGCCAUGCAGACUAUACAGAGCUGUCUCACUCAGCUGGAUGAGGAGUUUGUUUUAAACCCUCUCACCCUGAGCAGUAACCUCUACCAGCACCUCAGGAGCCGAGGCCUGCUCUCCCAGCCACGAUACCCAUACAGGAUUCAGCCACCACAGGAGGGCCCUAAAAGCACAGGCAGCAGACAGCCACGGCAGCUACAAAACUACAGUCGCCAACUGGGAAUGAACAACAAGGUCAGGGCCACCGUUGCUCCGCUACCCUCCUCCUCCGCCGCCUCCUCUUCCUCCUCGCUGGGACCUCCUCCCAGCAAGGCCUCCCGCCCAGCUCUGAACUUCCUCAGCAGCAGCAGCAGUGGCAGCAGUCGGGCCCCUACCCGGCAAGAGGGAAACGAUGAUGAUGAUGAUGAUAACUCUGUGCUAAUACAGUAAGAGUGCUGCAGGGUUAGUAGCAGAAAGUGAGGAAAAGUCCAUUGUUGCACACUUCAAAGGGGUUCCAGUGGAAUUAGCGCACCUGCAAAUAUAUAGGCCCUCACACACACACACACACACACACACACAUAUUUGGCUAAUUGGUCUCCACUGUAAAGCUGGUGAGCAAUCAGGCAGCUCAUAAAGGCUUUAAAGAAAGGAAGAGACAAGCUAAUUUGCACGUAAAUGCACACAGGAGGCCGUGCAACACGCUGCGAGCACACUUACUCUGCACUGCACUCUGGGUGGUUCUUCUGACACUUUCUUUCAUCUCUAUUUAUUCUCACCGCUCGCUCGAACAAUAUUAGUUAGAUCUGAAUUUAACAAGCCUCCGUCGCUGCAUUUGCAAGCAUGUGCGUGUAUGUGUGCGAGCGUGAAUGUGAGAAAGGAAAGUUUCAGCUCGCUGCCAUGUGCAGAUUGCUGAGUUAGCAAAACGUCAAAAUCACACACCGUAAACAAUGAAAAAGAAAAAAGCAGGAUAAAAGAUGAAAAGAAGGGAAGCGGCAGGACAAUGAAAGCCUUAAACAGUCACCCAAAAAAAAAAUGGGGGGAAGUAAUAAGAAGUUGCAAAAAAAAAAAGAACAAACGUGGGUGGUGUGUGGGAGAUCAGAGGAAGAUUAAAAGCUGAUGGAUGUAUAAAAAGCAGUGUCUGUGCGCUACAGCACGCACGCUGGCACGCACAGCUUUAAGUCAAAAGGAAACUAGCUACAAAACUACAAUUGAUGCAUAAUAAACGAGACGUGCUGCAUAAAGACUUAUAGCGCGCACACAUGCACAUUCCAUCUUGAGCUCCCGUUCGAACACAGCUUCACUGUUUCAGCGAGCCAGAGACAGAGAGGCCUCUCUGCUCGCCUUUACCCCCGCCGCCAGCUCUCUCUCAGAGGGUUUAAAGGCAGCGUGAGGGGGAGGAGGGUGGAUGGAAGAAAACUGAUAAAAUCUCCAGUGUGUUCUGUGAAAACGUGAAUAUGACAACUUUGCAUUGGAAAAAAACACUCCGUUGUGUCUGCGAGUGAGUGUGUGUGUGUGUGUGUGUGUGUGUGUGAGGCGAUUUGAAGCUAUUACAUCACUGCUGGUUUGUGCACAGUUUUAUAUUUACACCCCGACAGUGAUUCACAUUCACACAUUAGUUACGUUUGUCCGUCGUCACUGUUAUGAAUUCCUUUCCCGUGAAUGAGCCUUGUCACACACAGGUUUAAUGAGUCUCCCGCCAUUCCACCCCCUUACUGAACCUUAUAACAUUUGGCACAUCCCAGUGGCCAGUGACUUCAUGACGUUGUGAUGUCACACUACUUCCGCAUUCACGACGACAACGAUGCUUUUGUCUCUGAGAAGAAUUCACCCGGACCUUCAAAACUAGCCACUAACAUUUUCCCCACUUCCCCCCCCCUCUCUCUCUCUCCCCCGUCGCUUCUUCACUCUCGCUCUUCACUUUCUUUUUGAUUCUCACGAGCGCUGGAGAGCUGAGUCAACUGGUGUGAAUUUCAUAAAUUUGUUCAGAUGCAACGACAGCAGUCCCUCUGUCCCCGGAGAGGUCAGAAGGCUAGAGCCGGAGCUCUUCUGCGUGACCUGCACACUGUUAGACACACUCCUCAUUAAAUGUCACAACUGUUACAGAUAAAUGUGAUAUUACCAGAAACUGACAAAAGUUCAAUUGUUUUUGAAAUUGCAGGAAGUUUAACAGUGUCCCGCUUGUCAGGUGACUUUUUCGAUUUUUCGCUCUAAAGCAAAAGGUCUUCUCUGAAAAAUGUUUUGCAUUUCUCGUUGUUCUUUUUUUCCUCAUCUCACAGUGUUAAUUCAAUCGUGUUCCUGUUCAGCUUUCUUUCAUAUAUAUGAGGUGUAUAUAUAUAUAUAUAUACACACACAUGUAUAAACCUGUAUCUGAUCUGUUCAUCUGCUGUGGAAUAAUAAAAUGCCAGUUUGUGGGCGGAUGAUUGCGGUAACAUUUCUGUAGCAUAAGGUGCUGAUAGUAGAAGAAGGGCACCUAACCGCCUUUAACCUUUUACCUCCCACAGGUUUCCCUGCACAUUAAUAACAUUAUUGAGUUUCCCAAGGAUGAGAGCGGAGUGAAAAGGCGUAUAAAUAUGAAACUGUUGCAUUUAUUAUUAUUUAAUGAUUGAUUGUCUUUGUCAUCUUCAUCAUUAUCGCUUAAAAAACUCCACCGCACAAUUAAGUGCAUCCAGUGUGUAACUAAAACCCUAAAAACGCUUUUCGUUUUAAGCCAUGAACCUGUUGAAAUUAAGCUUUUUAAAAGUGCAGUAUGCACCUUAUCCUUACUCAUGAGCUCUGGGUCUUAACUGGUGCUACUUUUGUUUUGUCAUCGAUAUUUCUUUAAUUUCUGUGGUAUGUGACAAAGGAAGCAGCUGGGUUUUUUGUCUACUAUCACCAGACAGCACUAGUAGGUGAGGACAGGACAUUGAAAAUAGUGUGCUAAGCAAUAAACCAAUUCUGCCCAAAUCCUGCUCUCAAGUGGUCUGUUGUCAGGAGCUUUACCCAUCGCUACAUAUAAUGUUUCUUUCACCACCUUUUCUCCAACACAAAACACACAGUGGAAUGU
Messenger RNA from Haplochromis burtoni (Burton's mouthbrooder), 3328 nucleotides. RefSeq names its product meiosis 1 arrest protein-like. NCBI's taxonomy places the organism in Eukaryota, Metazoa, Chordata, Actinopteri, Cichliformes, Cichlidae. The record is from RefSeq and is a predicted model, not a curated record. The transcript has 6 exons. The coding region runs from base 1 to 735 and encodes 244 amino acids. Gene Ontology annotation, biological process: male meiosis chromosome separation; spermatogenesis; meiosis I.